AUGGAAACUACAUUCGAGGGUAUUAAAUUGAAAGCGGAUAAUGAAAAAUCAGAAGUGAUACAAGAAGUAGCUUACAAUAGCACAGAACUAACAAGUUCUCAAAUAGAGAUAAAAAUUGAUUCUGAUUUGGAAGAUAAGCUUAAAGAUAAAGUUUCAUUAGUGUUCAGAUUUAUUCCUAAACUUACAUUUUCUGUACAUGUCAAAGUCAUUGACGAUGAAGAUUUUUAUAAAAUUGGCAUUUCUUAUAAAUCACACAAAUAUGAAGGUUAUGCUAUUCCCAAUAUGAUUUAUCCAGGAAUAGUAAUAUGUAAGGACUGGAUAAAUAAAAAAGAAUCCGAUGAAAAAGAAUCCAAUGAAAAAAAUCUUCAAAUCCAAAUCGGACCUAUAGUUCCAAAAGAUGAUAGCAUUAUAAAGAUUUUUGCAAAAUAUGAUCACAAAUGGCAAGAUGAUGAUUCGGAUGAAUUGAAUAUUUUUGAACAGAUCAUUCAUAAAAAGGAAACACACCGUCAAAAACCUCAUGAUGAUAUUAGUGAUGUGAAAGUUUCGGAUGGUGAUAUCGAAAAGGCUUGCAAAUAUUACAAAGAAAUGACUUUUUAUGAUCAUAAAGUAGAAAAUCUUGUUCAUAAUGCCAUGUCUAAGAAUAAUUGUAUACCUCCAAAAGAGAAACUUAUUAGACCAAAAUCUCAAUCAAAGCACAAUCAAACAGACAAAAAGGAAAGUAAAUCUAUCAAAUCAGAUCAAACUUCAGAGAAAAGCAGUCCAUCAAAAUCUCAUCAUAAGCACAAUCAAACAGACAAAAAGGAAAGUAAAUCUAUCAAAUCAGAUCAAACUUCAGAGGAAACGUCAAAAAGAUCAAGUUCGUCUCAUCAUAAAAAUCAUAGACCUCAUAAAUAA
Trichomonas vaginalis G3 is the source of this 894-nucleotide messenger RNA. RefSeq lists its product as uncharacterized. The coding region runs from base 1 to 894 and encodes 297 amino acids. The record is from RefSeq and is a predicted model, not a curated record. NCBI's taxonomy places the organism in Eukaryota, Parabasalia, Trichomonadida, Trichomonadidae. The transcript has a single exon.